This is a messenger RNA of Anas platyrhynchos (mallard), 4259 nucleotides long. The record is from RefSeq and is a predicted model, not a curated record. NCBI's taxonomy places the organism in Eukaryota, Metazoa, Chordata, Aves, Anseriformes, Anatidae.
CCGAGCGGCAGCGGCGGCGGCGGCCUGGGGGAUCUCAGCUUUUUGUGCUGCUCGGUGAAGUCAUUUCGAAGAGGAUCAUCUACUUUCAAAAAAUCGCUCACCCCUGAGAUGCCAGGUUCCUCGGGCCAGCCAGGCUCACAGACAAUAAAAAAAGGGCACAGAGGAGUGGAUUCCACGGGCGAGACUACCUAUAAAAAGACGACAUCAUCUGCCUUGAAAGGUGCCAUUCAGCUGGGCAUUACACACACAGUUGGAAGCUUGAGCACCAAACCUGAAAGAGAUGUUCUCAUGCAAGAUUUCUACGUAGUAGAAAGUAUUUUCUUCCCAAGUGAAGGGAGCAACCUGACCCCGGCUCAUCACUACAAUGACUUUCGGUUCAAAACCUACGCUCCAGUGGCCUUUCGUUAUUUCCGGGAGCUGUUUGGGAUCCGACCUGAUGACUAUCUGUACUCGCUCUGUAGUGAGCCACUCAUCGAACUUUCUAACUCCGGGGCCAGCGGAUCCCUCUUCUAUGUAUCCAGUGACGAUGAGUUUAUCAUCAAAACAGUUCAGCACAAAGAGGCUGAGUUCUUGCAGAAGCUGCUGCCUGGCUACUAUAUGAACUUGAACCAGAACCCAAGGACGCUGCUGCCAAAGUUUUAUGGCUUAUACUGUGUCCAAGCUGGGGGCAAAAACAUUCGGAUUGUUGUGAUGAACAACCUUCUGCCACGCUCUGUGAAAAUGCACCUGAAAUACGACCUGAAGGGCUCCACCUACAAACGCCGAGCAUCCCAGAAGGAACGGGAGAAGGUCUUCCCAACAUACAAGGACUUGGAUUUUAUGCAGGACAUCCCUGAUGGCCUCUUCUUAGACUCAGACAUGUAUAACGCUCUGUGCAAAACGUUACAGAGAGACUGUUUGGUCCUGCAGAGUUUUAAAAUCAUGGAUUAUAGCUUGCUUGUGGCAAUCCAUAACAUUGAUCUGGCACAGAGAGAGCACGCCUUGGCAGAUGGCACGUCUCAGGCCGAUACGCGGCGACCCGCUGCCCAGAAGGCCCUCUACUCCACGGCCAUGGAAUCCAUCCAAGGAGAGGCCCGGCGAGGUGGCACCAUAGAGACAGAUGACCAGAUGGGAGGCAUUCCAGCCCGUAAUGCGAAGGGCGAGAGACUGCUCCUUUACAUUGGCAUCAUUGAUGUGCUGCAGUCCUACAGAUUUGUCAAGAAGCUAGAGCAUUCUUGGAAGGCCCUUGUACACGACGGGGACACUGUGUCUGUGCACAGACCCAGCUUCUAUGCCGAAAGAUUCCAACGGUUCAUGUGCAACACAGCAUUCAAGAAAAUACCACUAAAGCCAUCCCCUUCUAAGAAGAGCCGGUCUGGCACCGCAGUUCCUCGUCGAAGCUGUCAGGGAGGAGUGCCUUUCCAGUCACACAUGUCAUGUGAGACAAAAGCACAAGUAACGACAGAGGUGGAUGUAGAGCAAGGUUCCCACCUUGGUCGUCCAGAUCUCCUGCCCAGGACUCUGCCAGUAGAUGAAGCUAACAGCGAUUCCGUCGCGACGACCCUGUCCACUUCUUCCUUGGGCAGCGGAGGCCUCAACUCGCCUGCAAACAGGUCAGUGGGCGUACAAGUGCAUAAAGCUGACAGCUCAGCAAAGGAUUUGACUAGAGCAGCUACCGGCAUCUUCUUGCCUAGCGGCUCCCCAGGGCCUUCAAUACCCGAGCACUCCUCAGAACUGAGGGAACAGUUCGAAGACCUGCAGGAGACGGAGAUAAGCUUCUGAGGCAACACCGAGGCCAUUGCGAUGGAAGCAGAUGGUUCUGUGCUCUGCGUGGUCUGGAGUCUGACAAACCUUCAGCCCCCGUUGCUGACUUUUUUUUUUUUUAUUUUAGAAACUUUAUCUGGACUGAAACCUAAAAGCUGGAAGGCUGGGUUACACAUAGCGAGGUAGUGUUAUAUGAGGCUGGGCCAGCACAGCUGAGCCUCAGGAUGCCUGAAGUCUCCUUACUGCAGAGCGCAUCAGGCGCCGCUGUGUCCCCCCUGUCCUCCUUGCUUUUGAAGCCUGGCAGGAGCAAAGCAGGCUGCUGGGAGGAGGAGGAGCUGCUCCACAUGGGCUGAAGGCCUCUGGAAAAGGGAUCUGACUUUCAGGGAGUUAUCUACUUGUGAUGCCAACACCACAAACCUUGCAAGAACAGGCAACUCUUCCGAGUUCUGGGGGGAAACGGGCAUUAGAAGCUCAGCGGGGCAGUUUGCGACAGAGCAGUGUGGUUUUGUUUUGUAUUUUAAACGAGUUUUUAAUUUAAAAGUUUCCUUGAAUUCAGUCAUAUCACUUCUUUUUAGUCCUGCAGUAUAGUCAUUCUUUUUUAAUAAAUAAGCUUCUCAGUGUUCUACCAGAAAAUGCCCCGGGUGAGAGGCAGCGAGGGGCGCUGACCGCAAGGAGCCCUCUCCCCGGUACCUGCUCCCGGUGGCAGUCGUCUCCUGAGACAGCGAGGUGGAGAGCAGGGGUGCUCUGUUGUGCUCCCUAGCCUGGAGGAUUUUGAAGAUGAAAGCUUUUGAGAUGUCAGGGAGGUUUUGGAUUGCGUUGUCCCUUGUUCUUGAAAUGAGUGUCUUUGUCCCUGCCGUGUUUGCUUCCCCUCAAAGUAACUGAUGGAGGGAGAUCUUUGUAACGGGCACACUUUUUAAAGCCUUCAGUAUUUCUUAAGCAAAUGGACCAAAACUAGCCUGCUCGGUUCCCUUCCCUGCCCUCCAGCCUGCUGUUACGUUCUGUUGUGGGCACCGCUGGCAAAACUUACGGUUUUUAUAGCUCGGCUCCCUUUUGAUAUCUCCGCCUGCAGCCUGGCCAGCCGUGCAGAACCGUGCGUGGCACCGAUGCUCUCGAUGGCUCAGGAUGGAGAUACCUGCCUAAACGGCUGCCUGCUGUGUGCGCUGAGACAGACGUCUGCCUCCACAAGAGUGCGGUGCAUUUUGAGCCCCAUUUAGAGAAAAAAAUAAAGCUGGAGGCAUGGUUCUGUCGUGGCCAUUCCCCCUGUGCAUGAGGCUGUGGCGACGCCUCCCUGACACGGGCUGCAGACACUUCCUAGAGAUCUCAGAGAUGUUGGACUGAUCUUUAUUUUCACUAAAUGCUUUUUUAAGAAACGAAGUGACUCUUCCCCAUGUUCCUGGUGGGUUAGAAUCCUCUGUUCUUUUUUAUAUAAAAAAGUAAUUUAAAGUUUGCCCUUGCAGCAGUGCAAGGGGUUUCUAUGCUAAUUAGCAAUGAUUGCUAAGGAAACCAAGAAUGUAGUGGUGUAGAAGGGGAUGUUUUUAGUUGAUGUUUCAGAGCCAAGUCUCUUCCCACCUUCCACUUCAAGCUUUUAAUUAAAGUGGAUGUGACGCAAGCUGAUAUUUUUUAAGAAAAAACUUCUUUUUAAAAAAUUUUUUUUUGAAAGACCAAGUGGAAUGGCCUUACUCCGGAUGAUCCGGAUCCAGAGGGGUUUGCUGGAGUGUGAGAACAGCCUCUGCUCGGAAGCUGGCUGUUGGGUUCUCAAGGGCUCUCAAACCUCUCGACACCAAUCAUCGUCCCAGCGAGACCUGUGGGUGGGAGGAAAGAUCGGUUCCGGGACACCUCGGGUGGAUCUUCCUUUCUCCCUCCCUGUUACCUCUGACUCUACCCCGCAGGUUACACUUUAUAGCUGAAAUAACUGUCUAUAUUAGACACUGUUUCUUACCUUCCCUCCUAACUCUUUUUUUUUUUUUUUUUUUUUACCAGGAGGGAAGAAAACCAAGUCUCAAUUUUUUCAUGAUUUAAUAUUUAUGAACUUGUAUUUAAAUGUUUUUUUUUUUUUUUCUUUUUUUUUUUUUUUUUCCUGGGGAUAGUUAUUCAGUGAGUAGGGAGAUGGGGGUGGGGGGUGGCAUUUAUAUAUGGGAAUUAUCAACCUCUGCUUUGUAAUGGGUUUUCAGAAUAACUGCUAUUGUUAUUUUUUUUUGCGAUUGAAAGUGGCAGGCAACUGCUUUUGUCUUUUGAAACCUCGCGUGGCUUUUCUCUGGCGGGGAAGGGGGCUUUGGGUCUUACCAACGGGGCAAGAGCAGGGAGCAGCCGGGAUCCCAGGCUCUCCUGCCCUGCUCGCCCUCGGUUCUGGCAUCGCCACCGGCACCGCUUCGCCGCCUGGACCUGUCCCCAUGGAGCAGCUCGUGCCGUGUCGUGGACAUUGUCAUGUUACCCAUGUACCAUUUGUUGUCAUCGGCUGUCUGUGAUGCCUGCAGCCCCGCUGCCCUGCGUGGCAGCUAAUACAGCGUGUGACCUGA